Messenger RNA from Fusarium odoratissimum NRRL 54006, 3574 nucleotides. RefSeq lists its product as uncharacterized. NCBI's taxonomy places the organism in Eukaryota, Fungi, Ascomycota, Sordariomycetes, Hypocreales, Nectriaceae. The transcript has 2 exons. The record is from RefSeq and is a predicted model, not a curated record. Bases 90 to 1235 code for a protein of 381 amino acids.
UUUUCAUCUGCUUCCACAUGUAAAAUCAGACAAUUCAGAUACCCUCAAAACACCACGAACCGCUUCAAUUCCAUGGAAAAGUCUUCGUAAUGAUCUCUCCGAGUCGAGGCCUCGUUAUGAGAGCCUGUCGCAUCCAGUGCCGUUUCGCGAGCUCUACUCCUCGACCUCCCCGCCCUAAUAUCAAAACACCAACAUCUCGCCCUCCACCCAAGAUCUCAAAAACUUACAAACCAAAGCCUCAGCGUUCUCCCUCAAAUUCGUCGACCUCUGCAACCCCUGCACAAGCCGAAACCCUCCGCGAUCUCUGGGCAUCGACAUGGCUCCCUCUGACCGGCGCAGCUCUUCUCGCCGGUGCCCUUGGCUUCUACAUCUUCGGCACAGCUGCCGCAUCAUUCAAAGCGACGCCCUGCAGUUGCACCGGCGAACACUCCACACCGACCGGUCGACCACCGGCUCUUGAUGGCGACAAUGCAGAGCAGUUCGACAAGGAGCUGGCUCUUCCUGAGUGGUGGAUGGGUAUCACGAAGCUACGAAAGCGCAUAGCGGAGCGCGCGAACGGGCAUGUUUUGGAGUUGGCAAUGGGCACAGGGCGAAACUUGGAGUACUUCAACUGGGAGCCAUUGACCCUGCGUGCGGAGGGCAAGGCUGGUGCCAAGCUACCAAAGGGCGUAGUAUCGUUUACUGGUCUCGACAUUUCGGUUGAUAUGAUGGAUGUUGCUCGAAAGCGACUCGUCAAGACUGUUCCGCCCAUGGAGAACUCUGCUCCCAUCGUCCGCGCAUCUACCAUGGCCGAUCACACCGGAGGCCAACUCUCGUAUCUCGAUUCCCAGCUCCGAUUAAUUCAUUCCGACGCUCACCACCCAAUUCCCGGUCCCGCGACUCCCGCGACGACGAAAUACGAUACAGUUAUACAGACGUUCGGUUUAUGUUCAGUUUCAGACCCCGUCGCUGUAGUCAAUAAUUUGGCGAAGGUUGUAAAGCCAGGAUCAGGCCGUAUCAUUCUGCUCGAACACGGCAAGGGUUGGUACGGUAUUGUCAAUGGACUUCUCGAUAAGAAUGCCGGCAAACAUUUUGAAAAAUAUGGAUGUUGGUGGAAUCGCGACAUCGAGGGCCUAGUCGAAGAGGCUGUCGCUAAAACACCAGGCCUUGAAAUCGUCAAGGUCGAGCGACCGAAUAUAAUGCAAAUGGGCACAUUGGUUUGGGUUGAGUUGAAGGUCAACGACAAAGCCUCAUGACGUCUCAAGGCAUCACAUAAUGCAAAUGAUUGAUAUGAAAGGAAUGAGAUGGGUUGUAGAAUAUAGGGUGAUGUACAAUAUUCAAAAAGUCGAAGCACUAUGAGCGGCAUUGCAUUUUUAGAAUCCCAGCUUCCGCAUCCUUUUUAACGCCAGAUAAUCAAAACCAUGGGAUGCCAUGAUUCCCUUUUCCAGGUAUCCCAGUCCCGGUCCAAACCCAAUCAAACCAAAACACCAAACUUGUCUAAAUAUACAGGUACUUCCACAGGCGCCCCUCCAUGCAAUUAGUAUGUAAGUAUGUCGUAUAUCCGUCGUCGCAGACAUAACGGAAUCAAAUCAUCUCAAUCGUCUCUCCCUGACCCCUUGCGCCUGCCCAAAGAAGUCGCAAUUGCUCAACACGUAUCGAGUAAGCAAUCAAGCUCAUCAAUUUCGAUGCUCUCAGCGCCGCGGUCCCAUUCCAUAAGCUUGCUAAACUUUAGCCAGCUCUCACCAUCGUCCUCUUUUCGCAAACCGGAUGCCAUGUUUGACAUGGAGCUAGGCUUUACCGCGGGGCUGGUAAGGAGGGCAUUUGAGGUGAAGAUGCGAUGGUCGCCGAACCAGAAGUCGUCGCGGUACCCAUACUCUGAAGUGUGGGUGGUGCGAUCGGCGGACUCAGCAACAGGGGUGACCUCGGCGAACUUGCGUUUCUGCAAGAAGUCGGCCGUUUGUGUAAACUCCCGCUCAUCUUUUUCCAGAGGCGGUGAGUUGUGACGGCUGUUGCGGCGGUUUGGCACGUAACGGUGAUGAGAGGGAAGAGAGCCGAUGGGGGUAAGAGGCAUAAUAACAUCAUCGUCACCUUCCUCGAAUCCAUGGUCAGAAAGGUCAACCUCAGGCGAUGGGCUGAGCUCCCGCCGGCGAGCAUCGUCAUCGGAGCCGGAAUCAUCCGUCAGAGACACCGAAGGAGUUUCGAGGGCGGCAUGAGCAGACACUGUGGAGUUGGGUUCGGGAAUGGGCUGACGAGGGCAGGUGGUGAGGAAAUAAUAGGUCCUUCGAGGGUGGACGCUCUCAAGUUCCUUGGCGAGAGGGCAUAGUUUUGUGUCACUCCAGCAUUGUCGCUUAGCAUAUGAGGCCAGCCUUGAAGAGAUGAUUGCGCAAGGGUUGGCAGAACUGGGAUUGGAAUGUUAGCGCACGGGAGCUGAGGGGUUGGAGGGGAUAGCAGAUGGCUCAAACUUACUGUUGAACAGAGGUAAGACGUUGUGCCAGAACGGUAGCAAGCUCCUUGACGAGGUGAGGACGGUUUCCAGUUGACUGUAAUUGAACAAUAACUGCCUCGACAAUGUCGUCGUUGAUUGUCUCGAAGUCAAUGGCGGGCUGAUUUGUAUCAAGGUCGAGGCUUGAGCCUGGUGUAGGUGAAGGAGGAGGUGUCUGCUCAAUGGCAAUGUCGUCGGAAUGCGAUCGCUUCUGUCGCUUAUUGGGAUGCGCUUCGGGGGCCUCGGAGCCAGACGAGGGCGGUGACAAGGCCGAUGAAGCAGCACUGGAUGAAGACGAAGAAGACGAUCUCGAAGCGUUCUUGGAAGCAGCAGCAGCAGCUCGAGCAGCAUGUGUCAUUGGGACAUGAAUCCCAAGACUGGGUAAAGAAAGCGACUUUCGGCGCGUGUUGUAAGGCAUGGCGAUUGUGUUGAAGCGAGACGAGGGACAAUAUUGGAGAAUAGUCGAGCUGUCUACAAGAUGAUGGACUGUCGGCUUGGGAGAAAGGUCAAGGUCACCAGGACUUCGCUGAGCAAUUGUACGUAGUAACCUCAAGUGUUGAAACAGAUCCAAGAGAUCUAUAAGGGUCUACUGUAUUGAUUGAUCUAGCGAGGGCACGGCAACAGACGGUGAUGCAGUUUAUGUGCACAGGCAGCAAGGCAAGGUAUGGAAGAUGAUGAAGGAGGAGGGAGAGAUAGAUAGUCGAAGGGGGUGGGAGUGUUUGGUUUGUUAUUGACGAGUGGGUUUAGAUUUAGACUGGAGAGUUGAAGCCGAGGGUGGAGGCGGUCUACGGAUGUUGACGACACAGACAGAGCAGGAAGGAGCAAAGACGACGCAGGCAAGAGCAAGGGAGCAACGAUGGCAACCGCGAGGAAGGGGAUUAGAUGGGGGGCAAAGGUGGGCGAAGAGGGACUGCAAGUGGUGCUGGGGAAGGCAGAAACGGGGAGCUAGCUCAGAAGGGACUUUUCAAUGAUUCAAUUCUUGUAAGCUGAUAGGUCCGGAGACAAGAUGCUUGUCUCCAUCGACUGACUUCACUUACAAAAGAAGGAGCGAUUAUCCUUAGGAUGACGGGAAAGAAUGGCGCUUGGUGCUGGGUCUGCCACACUUUUUUUUUU